Molecule: messenger RNA, 969 nt
Organism: Fusarium venenatum
Lineage: Eukaryota; Fungi; Ascomycota; Sordariomycetes; Hypocreales; Nectriaceae
Source: RefSeq, a predicted model, not a curated record
AUGGUGAUGGAUCCGCGAGGUGGAGAAGUCAUUGCUGUACAAUGGACUCUUCUUUUAGUUGCCUUUGGAGUCAUCAUAGCUCGACUUUACUUGCGGCUAAUACUACAGAGACGACGGCUUCUUGCAAGCGACUAUUUUAUGUGCGCCGGAUGGUGCACAGCUGCCGCAUCAGCAUGCUUCGACAUUGUGUUCUACCAGGAUGGCGCGAUGCGUCAGGGUGUCACGCUGGGCUUGGUCGGAUUUGAGGGAACAGCUGAAGAAGCAUCGGAGUUUUAUAAGCUCUACCACUUUUCUGAUUAUCCCUUUCAUACAACAUUCUACCUAUCAAAAGCAGCUCUACUGUCUGUAUAUCUCCAAGUAUUUCCCGACUUCAUGGUAAAACGGCGUCGAUUCCUGUGGGCCGUCAUUACAUAUGUCGCUGCGUCUUACACCACAACGAUAUUGUUCCUCACAGUUUCGUGUUUGCCUACAUGGAGGCACUGGGCCUUAUCAGAUGAGGGUUGCUCAAUUGAGAGCAUCAGGAUGACAUUUGAAAUUGCAUGGAGUUUGAAUAUUAUGGGAGACAUCCUAAUAUUUAUAUUGCCAUGGCUAGUUGUUCCCGAGCUCACACUGAGACCGAGGCUCAGAUACAGUCUUUAUGUCACCUUUGGGCUCGGUAUCAUCAACAUCUCAUUUUCUAUCGUCCGCUUCGCUUUGAUUGAGAAAUACGGUGCUGAUUUGAUCAUCACAAUCACUUUAGUGGAGCUAUGGAGUUUCAUGGAUUCCUGUAUCGGCUUGAUAAUUGCAUGUCUCCCGUCUUUACGACCCUAUUUCAAAUGGAAGGAAAAGAUCAAAUAUUACGGAGAAGACAGGAAGCAAAGCAAAACAGACUCACAUAAACCAAUAAUCUCAUCCGAUCCGGAUAUGGUGAAAGAGCCGGCAAAUGCACAUACGAGUAUACAAGUGCAACGUACGUUUUCGGUUGCAUGA